CAAUAACAACACAUGUCUGUACAUUACACUGGUAAAGUAAAGUAACUGUGUUUUUUAUUAGGCAUAUUUUUCACUGGGUAUACACGUUGUUAUGCAAUAAAACAUAAGCAUGCCACGGAACGAUAAACGAUUUUCAUCGUCCCCUAUUAGUUUGCUUAUAUUGCAAGAACUGAAGCUUAUGAGGCAAGACAUGAAAGAUGAAUUUACAAAAUUAAGACAAGCUAUUUGUGAAAGCAACAUUGGAAAGAAUAAUUUCGAGGAUAUUGAGAAAAGAAUCCAAUUUACAUCUAGUUAUGGUUUGGACCUGAAUUGCUCUGAAAAUUUCACAGAAAAUAUUCCAUUGAAUAUUGAAGAACCUUCAAGUGAAAUCUCUAAUGAACAACCCGCAAUAACUGGAGCUCGAACCAUUGAACAUGAUGCACAAGAUGCAUGUGGUGGUGGAAUGAAUAUAAAACAUGAAAUUUUACAAGAUGUUUCCCAGCAAUCCUACAAUGAUGAACAAUUCAGUGAUAUUGGUGCUUGUAAUGCCUUUGGAAGUUUAAACCAAAACACAAUCACCAGUAGCAAUGAUAAUGUUACUUUAACAACACGAUCUGUUUCUAAUACAGGCACAGUUUCUCUAAUUCCAUCAGCCAAUGCAGUAAAGGAAAAAUCAAGUAACGAUGUUCGUAUUGUAAAAAGUGUUGCCCCACGAAAAAAUAUUGCUUCUACAAAUAGUAAAUAUCAACUCGACUUCAGCUCCAAGCAUCCUGGGACCAUUUACCCUAAUUCUAACGCAUCUUUGGACCAGCAGUCCUGUCUUUUAUCCUGGCAACAUUACAAUAAUAAUUAUAACUCGUCUAUGGAGCUAACGAAUGGUGCUAAUACUGAUUCCGAUGAUAUAACGAAUGGAAGUGAAUCAGACAGGCAUGUUAAAUUAAAAUAUGCAUGCAGACAAUGUGGAAAGCGAUUUAUAUCCGUUUACAAAAAGCGCCAACACAUAGUAACAGCCCAUCACCCACAACCAAAAUUUGUUUGCUCAUACUGCAAUAAAAUCUUCAUCAGCAAAAGCAUUCUUACAGUACAUGUGCGUCGUAAGCACACCGGUGAAAAACCCUUUUCAUGUCAUAUUUGUGGAUUGCAUUUUCACUGUGUGGGUGAUUGCAAUCAUCAUAUGAAGAGGGUUCAUCCAAUCACAUGAAUGAGGUUCAUGAAAUUCAUCAUGAAAAUAGCCUAGUAUUGCUAUAAGAUCUUUUUAUUGCUGUUGGUUAACAAUUCAUGAAAUCCACUGCAUUAAGCAUUGCUAGCAACAGAGUAAUUGUUGGAAUGCUAAAAGCGGCGCUUGUUUAAACUCUGCAUAUUUAUUACCCAUGAGUAAAAUAUUGCAUUCCCAAAAACAAGCAUGCGACAAACUGCCAUGGUAGGCUGUGCUUCCAUGGCAAUUAAGGUGAUGCGAUGUGAAUUUCAUGUGUACAAUAUUUUAUUCAGUGAUUGGCUGUAAUCAUAUACCUUGUGCUCGUGACCAAAUGUUUGAUAUAAAUGUCGGUAAAUUGUCGUUUUUUUAUUGUACGUGGGAGUAAACUUACAGCAUGACAUGGCAUGGGACCUACCUGAUAUUCAGGUCCAUUACCCUAACCUUUUAUAAGCUCAUUCUAUUCUAUAUGGGUAAGGUUUUAGAGCGUGGCAUGCCAUGGGACCUGGGAUUUAGACCAGAGUUGGCCCAUUGCCCUGUAGCAUAGUGCAGUAGCAAAAUCAACUGGUUUUCUUUAUAUAUUUAUAUGUAAUCAAGUUAAAAAACUUUCUUUUAUAAUCAUUGUAACCAGUGGUUCCUAAAUGUUACAACACGCUGGUGCAUUGUUUUAUCAUAAACCUACACAUUUUGAAAACUUGCACUUUAUGUCGUACUUUUACAAGAAAGUUGAUCUUAAACACAAUCUGGCCAAGUUUGAUUGUUGUAACUUGUAUCUAUAAUUAUAUUUUAUCAUGAACAUUAAAAUUAUUAAAUUCCUAUAUUAUCGCUGGUGCGUCACAAGCCCAGCAAACUUUUCUAAAUCUACACAAGUAAAACUUUUAGAACCAUUGCUGUAAAAUAUGGAUGCUGUUUUUUACUUUUAUCUUGCACUGCAUACUGGCUGUUUUACACGUAUCAAAUUUCUUCUUUUUCAG
This is a messenger RNA of Ciona intestinalis (vase tunicate), 2145 nucleotides long. RefSeq names its product zinc finger (C2H2)-146 (gene zf(c2h2)-146). Gene Ontology annotation, molecular function: sequence-specific DNA binding; DNA-binding transcription factor activity, RNA polymerase II-specific. Lineage: Eukaryota; Metazoa; Chordata; Ascidiacea; Phlebobranchia; Cionidae. The record is from RefSeq and is a predicted model, not a curated record. Gene Ontology annotation, biological process: regulation of transcription by RNA polymerase II. Gene Ontology annotation, cellular component: nucleus.